Molecule: messenger RNA, 1122 nt
Organism: Aptenodytes forsteri (emperor penguin)
Lineage: Eukaryota; Metazoa; Chordata; Aves; Sphenisciformes; Spheniscidae
Product: actin-85C
Source: RefSeq, a predicted model, not a curated record
AUGUUUGACCCCAACGUUUUGGAUAUCCCAGCUGUAAUCUUUGACAACGGGUCUGGGUUAGUCAAAGCGGGUGUCGCAGCUGACAGUGGCCCAAGGUCUGUUUUUACAGCAAUUGUUGGUCACUCAAAAGUCAAAGCUACAGUGCUGGGAGCUGGACAGAAAGAAUGUUACACUGGAGAAGCAGCUUAGUCCAAAAGAGGGGUCCUGUCUUUGAAUUAUCCAAUUGACCAUGGCAUAGUUACAUGCUGGGAUGAUAUGGAAAGGGUCUGGAGACAUGUCUGCGAGUAUGAGCUGAGAAUCAAAGCCAGUGGAAGGCCAGUGCUGCUGUCUGAAGCCCCCCUCAGUCCUCUGCAGAACCGGGAAAAAAUGACAGAGAUGAUGUUCGAAGGCUUCAUGGUGCUCGCUAUGUACGUUGCGGUCCGGGCAACUCUGGCACUCUAUGCAUCAGCCCGUAUAACUGGAAUAGUCAUGGACAGCGGGGAUGGUGUUACCCACACAGUCCCCAUACAUGAAGGAUACUGUUUACUCUGUGCUGUCUCCAGGAUGGAUAUUGCUGGCCGGGAUAUCACCAAAUAUUUUAUGAAUCUUCUUUUAGAGAGUGGACACGCUUUUAUUAGCACAGCUGAAAGGGGAAUCGUGAGAGAUAUCAAAGAGACGUGCUAUGUAGCUUUAGAACCCAUCCAAGAAAUGAAAGCAAAGCCAGAAGAAAUCAUGAACGAAUACAGAUUGCCUGACAACAAUGUCAUCCAGAUAGGCAACCAGCUCUUUUGUGCACCAGAGACCCUUUUUGUGCCUGCAAACAUUGGAGUUGAAGAUCCUGGUGUGCACAAAAUGAUCGUCAACAACAUCAUGAAGCAUGACAUUGAUGUGCACAGGAAUCUUUACGGCAACAUCCAGCUCUCCAGCGGGUCCAUGCUCUUCCCUGGCCUGGAGGAGUGGAUCCUGAAGGAGAUGAAGCUGCCUGCUGGCAUGUUUGUGAGGAUCAUUGCCCCUGAGAGAAAAUAUUGUGUGUGUAUUGGGGCCUCCAUCCUCACCUGCCUGACAACUUUCACACAAAUGUGGGUCACUGUGAGUGAUUACGAGGGGUUUGGGGCAGCUGCCAUUCACCAGAAAUGCUUUUAA